Molecule: messenger RNA, 1053 nt
Organism: Tachyglossus aculeatus (Australian echidna)
Lineage: Eukaryota; Metazoa; Chordata; Mammalia; Monotremata; Tachyglossidae
Gene: PRL
Product: prolactin
Exons: 6
Coding region: 103-786 (227 amino acids)
Biological process (GO): response to nutrient levels; positive regulation of lactation; positive regulation of receptor signaling pathway via JAK-STAT
Cellular component (GO): extracellular region
Molecular function (GO): hormone activity; prolactin receptor binding
Source: RefSeq, a predicted model, not a curated record
GCAGAGUCCCGCCACUUGCCUGCUGUGUGACGCUGGGCCAAGGAAACCAAAGGACCUUCGACUCCUCCUUGGUGCACCACCCGCUCCGAAACCAUCCCCGCCAUGGGCCCCAGGAGAUCGCCGUCGAAAGGGCUUCUGAUGCUCCUUCUGACCUCAAAUCUCCUCCUGGCAAAGAGUGUGGCCUCUCUGCCCAUCUGCCCCAGCGGGGCAACCAACUGCCAGGUGUCACUCAGUGACCUCUUCGAGCGAGCGGUCGUGCUCUCCCACUACAUUCACUCCCUCUCUUCAGAAAUGUUCACCGAGUUCGAUGAACACUACGCCCAGGGCCACGGGUUCAUGACUAAGGCCAUCAACAGUUGCCAUACCGCCUCCCUGGCUACCCCGCAGGACAAGGAGGAAGCCCAGAAGAUUCACCACGAGGACCUCCUGAACUUGGUGCUGAGUAUCCUGCGCUCCUGGAACGAGCCCCUCUACCACCUGGUCGCUGAAGUGCGGGCGAUGGAAGAGGUCCCCGACGCCCUCGUCCUGAAAGCGAUGGAGAUCGAGGAGCAGAACCGCAGUCUUCUGGAGGGCAUGGAGAAGAUCGUGGGCCAGGUCCGUCCGGGAGAAACGGGCAGCGAAGUCUUCUCGACCUGGUCCGGGCUGCCCGCCCUGCAGAAAGCCGACGAGAACAGCCGCCUCUUCACCUUCUACAACCUCCUGCACUGUCUGCGGAGGGAUUCCCACAAGAUCGACAGCUACCUGAAACUCCUGAAAUGCCGCCUCAUCCACAACAGCAACUGCUGAGCAUUGCGGGUUCUGCCCCGGCCCCCCAAUCCCCACCCCGACUUUCCCCUCAGACCGGGGGCCCGCCUCGGGUGCUGGUGCUCGCCCAAAGCCCAUCCUCUGCUCCCCGCCACCCAGUCUGCCCCUUCCCACCCCUAAUCGCCAUUCAGCAAUAGCGAGAUUUCCUCAGAGCCCCCCAUUCCUGGCCGGAUUCACGUCCGCUGGGGACCGAGGGACGCAGACAAACCUCACAGGUGAAGGGAUUAAAGUUUGCUGGAAAAUACCUCA